AUGACCCCUCAUGUGAACCCGUUGGCUGGGGAGAUCGAAGCCUUCGUAUUUGAUGUAUUCGGCACAGUCGUCGACUGGCUUGGUCCAGUUAGUCGAGAGAUUCAUCGACGUGCGACGAAUCACCAGGUCGAGAUGUCCGAAGGACAGGCAUCUGAUUUUGCAAAGCAGUGGAGGGAUGGGUAUAAGAAGGAAACAUUUCGUCGUUCUGCGCCGGAUGCGGAGGGACCGUGGAAUGUGGAUAUACUGAAUCGCCAGAUCCUUGAUAGUAUCCUGAAUGAAGAACGAUGGAAGCUGCUUGCAGAAGUGUGGGAUCCAGAAGAAAGAGCAGAGCUCAACCUUAUAUGGCAUCGUCUAGAGGGCUGGCCUGAUUCGUCGAAAGGUCUCUACGCCCUCAAGAAGAAACACAUCAUCAGCACCUGUUCGCAUGGAAGUGUGAGGCUUCUUGUCGACAUGGCCAAACACACUGACCUCCCGUGGGACUUUGUUUUCUCGUCCGAGUUAGUCAGCUCCUACAAACCGAAUCCCAAAGUCUAUUCUGGCUUGGCACAAUACCUCCAACUACCUCCGCAUAAAGUAGCCAUGGUUGCCGCACACGUCCACGACCUUCGUGGCGCUGCUAAGGUCGGGCUUCGAACUGUAUAUGUGAGGCGGGAGACAGAGGAUGCGGGAGUUGGAAUUGAACAGACCGCGGGUUACAAGGCGGAGGAGUUCGACAUCGUUGUGAACAGUUUGACGGAGCUUGCGAACAUGUUUGCAUAA
Molecule: messenger RNA, 759 nt
Organism: Stereum hirsutum FP-91666 SS1
Lineage: Eukaryota; Fungi; Basidiomycota; Agaricomycetes; Russulales; Stereaceae
Product: HAD-like protein
Exons: 5
Coding region: 1-759 (252 amino acids)
Molecular function (GO): hydrolase activity, acting on halide bonds, in C-halide compounds
Source: RefSeq, a predicted model, not a curated record